Ilex paraguariensis (yerba mate) is the source of this 1608-nucleotide messenger RNA. The record is from the annotation of a GenBank genome assembly. Lineage: Eukaryota; Viridiplantae; Streptophyta; Magnoliopsida; Aquifoliales; Aquifoliaceae.
CCUCCACCUCCACCUCCACCUCCGCCACCGCCAUCUGAACUCCAAAUGGCCAUCAAGGUAAUCCGGGAAUUCGGGAAAAGAAUAACCUAUGACCCUCAAGGCAUUACAAAAACCUGGAGAGGAAAUAACAUCUGCAAAGACAGAUCCACAUACAAAGGCUUCAUCUGCGCUGAAGUCCGAAGUAAGACUAGAGUUGUCGGCGUCAAGUUCAACGGUUUCAACUUUAACGGAAGGAACGAAAAACUUACCUUCGACAACUUCAUUGAAGAUCUAAAAGACCUUGUCAUCUUCCAUGUAAACUCCAACAACUUCACAGGAAACAUUCCAUCCCAAAUCAACAAAAACCCCCAUUUUUAUGAGCUUGACUUAAGCAACAACAAGCUCACCGGCACGUUCCCCAUGUCCGUUCUCAAUGCCACCAACCUAACCUUCUUGGACCUCAGGUUCAACAAUAUAGUAGGACUCGUGCCGCCACAAGUUUUCAAACUAGACCUUGAUGUUCUAUUCCUCAACAACAACAUGUUUGAUGGACAAAUUCCAGAUAAUCUAGGCAGUACUCCAGUGCUUUACCUCACCUUAGCAAACAACAAAUUCACAGGUCCAAUCCCAAAAAGCAUUGGCCAAGCUUCAAACACAUUGCUUGAAGUGCUGUUUUUGAACAACCAAUUAUCUGGUUGUCUCCCAUAUGAAAUUGGGUUGCUGAGAAAAGCCACUGUUUUCGACGCCAGCAAGAAUUCAUUGACAGGUCCGAUACCACACUCCUUCGGGUGCCUGGUGAGGAUGGAGGAGAUGAACUUGUCGUACAACCAGUUCUACGGGCCGGUGCCGGAAAUGUUAUGCAAGCUCAUGAAUCUGGAUCAGCUUGCCUUGAAAUUCAACUAUUUCACGCAGGUUGGUCCAGAAUGCAGGAAGUUGAUCACGAAAGGAGUGCUUGAUGUGAGCAUGAAUUGCAUUCUGGAUCUUCCGUCACAGAGAACUCCGGCCGAAUGCAGCACCUUCUUUUCCCAGCACGGGUCUUGCCCCGACGAAUGGUCGUUGAACUACAUACCUUGUAAAAUUAAUCAUUCCAUAACGCAAGACAUUUCGGACCGGGCACCAAGGAGUGCAAUGCGUCCAUCGCCUUCUUAUGCUGCUUUGAUUGAGCCACCUUAACGAUCCACCAUGAGGCAACUCUGUGUAGUAGUAGUUGAAGGCUGAAGGCCAUUGCUAUGUAGCUUCUCCCAAAUAAGAACAUAUGUAAUUGAAUGGAUUAAAUGCAACGCUAUAUAUAUCACCCAUUUUCUUUUUCCGCUUUCAUCACAACUUGUAGGAGAAUGAUAAUUCUCUCUUUUUAAUGGCCUUUCCCGAUACAAAUAAGAAAUAAUGUUUUCCGUAAUGUUAAAGAUGACUAUGUACUACAACAACUUGGAAACAACCCCAUAUACGGAAACAACCCCAUAUACGGAAGUAAGACUACAUAUAUCUAAUCUUUUCAAGUGAUAGCCACUCACUAACUGCCUUUUACGUGCUAAACUAAGGGAAAAUGAAACUAAAAAUAAACAUGUGUGAGACGAUACGUGUGGUAUUUCUUCACAAAAGUUUUGCUUUCUUAAGGUCAAAAGUUCGAGU